AUGGGGUUAAAGUACCUGGAGGGUCGUCACCCUGAAAAUGCAAAAGAGUUGUUCAAUCUUUGUCAUGCUUAUUUGAGGAAUGCUAUUGAGAGGAUAUUUGGUAUAUUUAAAUCGCGGUUCAAAGUAUUCAAAAUAGCUCCGCCAUUUCCAUAUACAACACAAGCAGAGCUUGUAUUGGCUUAUGCCGGAUUGCACAAUUUUCUUCGCAAGGAGUGUCAUUCUGAUGAAUUUUCAAUCGAACUAGAUAAUGAAGUCUCAUCAUCUUCAUCAGAACAAGUUUAUGAAGAUGACAACUUUGAUCAAUUAUUUACUCAAGAACAACAACGAGCGAAUGCUAACUCAUGGAGAGAGAGUAUAGCCAAUCAAAUAUGGAGUGAUAUUGAUCAUGCUGUCAAUAACAAUUAG
Messenger RNA from Zingiber officinale, 405 nucleotides. RefSeq lists its product as uncharacterized. The transcript has 2 exons. Bases 1 to 405 code for a protein of 134 amino acids. NCBI's taxonomy places the organism in Eukaryota, Viridiplantae, Streptophyta, Magnoliopsida, Zingiberales, Zingiberaceae. The record is from RefSeq and is a predicted model, not a curated record.